Medicago truncatula (barrel medic) is the source of this 897-nucleotide messenger RNA. Its product is annotated as transcription factor bHLH52. Gene Ontology annotation, biological process: regulation of DNA-templated transcription. The record is from RefSeq and is a predicted model, not a curated record. Gene Ontology annotation, molecular function: DNA-binding transcription factor activity; protein dimerization activity. Lineage: Eukaryota; Viridiplantae; Streptophyta; Magnoliopsida; Fabales; Fabaceae. The transcript has 2 exons. Bases 1 to 897 code for a protein of 298 amino acids.
AUGGGAGCACUUAGCACAUACUUCAAUUAUAAUUGUUACCCUUAUCAACCUACUCAAACUACCAAUAACAACUCAGAAAUCACCACUUUUCAACAUCAUGAACAAGAACAAAACCACUAUUUCAAUGAAGCUUCUCUUUUAGAUGAAAGCUUCAUUUUUCAAACUUACCCUUGUCAAGAUCAACAACUACUUGUUGACUCCACUUUUUCUUCUCAAAAUGAUGACUUUGUUUCAAUGAAUGAAAUUUUCCCAAAUGAGGAAGAUUUCAUUUUCAACAACUACCAGCUUCCAUGUCCAAAACGCCAAAAGCUGAUAUACUAUGAGGAGGAGAAAAGAGAAGAGCCACAACAAGAGCUUUUGAACUCAACCAAUUUUUUUAUGGAUGAGUUUGUGACUAACCCUAACCCUAACCCUUUUGCUUCCUUUGAGGCAGAAGUAGAACCACCUUUUGCUGCUACUUCAAAAAUUGAGAAGAAGGUUACCGAAAGGACUAUCUCGUCGCAGAGUAUCGCGGCUCGAGAAAGGAGAAGGAAGAUAACUGAGAAGACACAAGAGCUUGGGAAGUUGGUUCCUGGUGGACCAAAGAUGAACACAGCAGAGAUGCUUAAUGCUGCUGCUAAUUAUGUCAAGUUUCUUCAAGCUCAAGUUGGAAUGCUUCAACUUAUGGAAACAUUUAGCAAGGAAGAAAAGGAACCUCCUCCAAGUGAAGAACUACACAAACUAGUUGUUUCUCCAUUUGUUCAAGAGAAAUUGUAUUCAGAAGAAAAGUGCUUUGUUCCAAAAGAGUUUGUUACCACAUUGAGCAAUCAUGAUGAUGUUCAAUCAAAACCUACCAUCCUUAAGGGUCUGAAACAGCUUGUUGGAACUGAGAUUGAGAAGAAAUCAGACCAAGAAUAG